UCCUUGUAGUUUGUUGUUUUUCCGACGCUCCCUGAAGGCAGCAUCACCCGGGUCAGACCGGGUCUGGAUUCCGGGAGCUGUUCUACGUCAACAGGAGCGCGGAGGAGAACCGUCCCAGUUCGUCUUCAGAAGAUCCGAGCAGAGGCGGCGCGUCCUGGUCUGCGCGUAAAACUCUCCAAAAGUGUCCAGAGGCAGCGGAGCGCGCGCAGCAGCAGCAGCACGAGGACGAGGACGAAGACGGGGGGACAUGUUGGAUCUGCGCGUAAAGACGAAGUGAAACACAGAAACUUUAGAACAACAACAGAAGAAGAAGAAGAAGAAGAAGAAGAAGAAGAAGAAGAUGUUGGCGAGAAAGAGCAUCAUCCCGGAGGAGUUCGGUCUCCCGGGCCUCGUGUCCCGCAUGCCCCGCAAACCGGUGUUCCGCGACCGCGUGAACAAGGCGCGCUUCAUCGCCAAGAACGGCUCGUGCAACCUGGCGCACAAGAACAUCCGCGAGCAGGGCCGCUUCCUGCAGGACGUGUUCACCACGCUGGUGGACCUGAAGUGGCGCUUCACCCUCGUCAUCUUCACCACCACCUUCGUCAGCAGCUGGCUCCUCUUCGCCAUGAGCUGGUGGCUCGUGGCGUUUGCGCACGGGGACCUGGACCUGGACUCGGAGCCACAGAACCGAACCCACUGCGUCACCGACGUCAAGUCGUUCACCUCCGCCUUCCUGUUCUCCAUCGAGGUCCAGGUGACGAUCGGGUUCGGAGGACGAAUGAUCACGGAACAAUGUCCCGCCGCGAUCACCGUCCUCAUCCUGCAGAACAUCGUGGGACUCAUCAUCAACGCCAUCAUGCUCGGUUGUAUCUUCAUGAAGACGGCUCAAUCCAACCGCCGCGCAGAGACGCUGAUCUUCAGUCGUCACGCCGUCAUUGCCGUCAGAAACAACAACCUGUGCUUCAUGAUCCGGAUCGGCGACCUGAGGAAGAGCAUGAUCAUCGGCGCCACCGUCAGGCUGCAGGUCGUGAGGAAGACGACGACUCCGGAGGGCGAAGUCAUUCCCAUCCAUCAGAUCGACGUCCCGACAGAGAGCGCCGUCUCCAGUAACAGCCUGUUUCUCCUCGCGCCGCUCAUCAUCUGCCACGUCAUCGACAAACACAGUCCCCUCUAUGACCUCUCGGCGAUGGAGCUGCAGUGCAGUGACCUCGAGGUCAUUGUCAUCCUAGAGGGAGUGGUGGAGACGACGGGAAUCACGACGCAGGCUCGAACCUCCUACGUCGCCGAGGAGAUCCAGUGGGGUCACCGCUUCGUUCCCAUAGUAACGGAGGAGGAGGGCGUGUACUCGGUGGACUACUCCAAGUUUGGAAACACAAUGAAGGUGGAGACGCCGGUGUGCAGCGCCAAAGAACUGGACGAGAAGCCGUCCAUCUUGAUCCAGACGCUCCAGAAGAGCGAACUCUCGCACCAGAACUCGCUGAGGAAGCGGAACUCCAUGAGACGCAACAACUCCAUGCGUAAGGUGGCGGGCGGCAGCGGCAGCCUGCGCCGCAACAACUCGGGCCUCGUCGUGCCCAAAGUCCAGUUCUUCACGCCGGGAGACGGGGUCCAGAACCUGAACGCCGUCACCUGACAUGAGGCCGGCCCCCUGCUGGCCGCCCUGCUCCUCCUGGUGGGACGGAGGACGGUGGGCGUGGGCGCGUCUCCGCCUCUGAUGGGACUUUUUCUUCUUCUCUUUUCUGUUUUAACGCGACUCGUCACCCGACACGUUUACUGCUGACGUCACACACACACACACACACACACGUUUUUAUAUGUUGAUGAUGAAGACACAUCGUAGACAUGAUGCAUUCCCUAACCAUCACAACAAAGUGCCUUAUCUUAACCCUUAACCUUUCCCUAAUCUAACCCGAACUCUAAAACCAGAUCUUAACCCUGAAAAAUCCCUUUAACAGACAAAAUGUCCCCACAAAGAUGUACAAACAUGUACACACACACACACACACACACACAGAGCUGAUGAAAUAAUAAUUAUCACAAAUUCUCUCAAAAGGGAAUUUAACUCUGUACAGGACUUUACUUUUUAAAUCAAUCAACAUAAGGAAUGAAAUCAUUGAUUAAAUAAAAAUGUUCUUCUAUUUGUAGAAUAUUAUUCAGUUUUCGCUGAUUUAACCUGAAACUCUAACUUUUUUAAAUUUAAUUCAACCCAAACUUAUGUCAUUUAAUUUAAAUCAUGUGCAAAUAAUCCAAUAAUAAUGAAAUAUAAUAAGAUAACAUACAUAUUUCUAUUAUUUUCUAAUUUUUUGUUAUUGUUGUUUUUUGACUCAAAGAAAACUGUGAUCUCACUUUUUCUUUUUUAAACUUAACAUUUAAAGUACCAGUGACAUCUAGUGGUGAAGUUGCACGUUGCAGUCAAUCAUUUUGCCUCCGGUUCAGUUUAGAAGUUUGUUUUCCCUCAUUAGUGAAGUUUGUUGGUACAAAAACAAUAAAAAAACGUCUAAAAGGGUUCAUUUCUUUAA
Messenger RNA from Solea solea (common sole), 2498 nucleotides. It is a transcript of the gene kcnj8, whose product is annotated as potassium inwardly rectifying channel subfamily J member 8. Gene Ontology annotation, cellular component: plasma membrane. Gene Ontology annotation, molecular function: ATP-activated inward rectifier potassium channel activity. Gene Ontology annotation, biological process: potassium ion import across plasma membrane; regulation of monoatomic ion transmembrane transport. Bases 341 to 1612 code for a protein of 423 amino acids. The transcript has 6 exons. NCBI's taxonomy places the organism in Eukaryota, Metazoa, Chordata, Actinopteri, Pleuronectiformes, Soleidae. The record is from RefSeq and is a predicted model, not a curated record.